Messenger RNA from Aspergillus heteromorphus CBS 117.55, 1008 nucleotides. Its product is annotated as INSIG family protein. Gene Ontology annotation, cellular component: endoplasmic reticulum. The transcript has 3 exons. Gene Ontology annotation, biological process: sterol biosynthetic process. Lineage: Eukaryota; Fungi; Ascomycota; Eurotiomycetes; Eurotiales; Aspergillaceae. The record is from RefSeq and is a predicted model, not a curated record. The coding region runs from base 1 to 1008 and encodes 335 amino acids.
AUGUCUGACGAGCCUACGAUUCUUCGCCCGCGUCCGCGACGCGUGUUCGACCUUACGCCGGAAGAGCCCUCCACCCCUGCUGAGCCUGCCAACCCGGACCUGCUGAACCCCAAGGACGGGAGCUCGUCCACCACCGUGAGCCGCAAUGCUUCAAUUAUGAACUUGACGUCUUCGACCCUGUAUGGAAUCUACUCCCCCACGGCGUUUGAAAGUACCCGGGACGAGACCAGCCCCUGGGGGACAGAAGCCCACACACCUGAGCCGGGAAGUCCAAGGAUCCAGCCUGAAUUGCCUGCCCCGGGCAAGCUUCAGCGGACGCGGACGCGCCUCAGUCACGGCCUGUUUCGGGGACUCAUCCUUCCGCAAGCGUUGAAGAGCGCUUUCUUGUUUGGCUUUGGCCUUGUUUACGGUAUCAUCACGAUUCAUCUUCACGAAAACCAUUGGAUUACCCCGGUCAAGUUGGAAAAUACACACUAUUACGGUUCAUGGCAAUACUUGGCGUUCUGGGGUGUGGCCGGUGUCGCCCUGGGGAAUGUGCUCCCCUGGUUCGACCAGUUCUCGGACGAAGUGCUCGAAAACUCCAGGCAAGCAAAACGGUCUAGCGAUGAAGAAUCAGCGGACCGUACUCUUUCGUGGGUAGCGGUGGUUCGUAGUGUCGGUGCCUUUGUGGGGAUCGCCUUUGCCAUGCGCCGCCUUCCUUGGGAAUCCACGACUCAAGCGUCGGUGACCCUCGCUCUCGUCAACCCCGUGCUCUGGUACCUCAUUGACCGUACGCGGACUGGAUUUGUUCUGUCGACUGUCGUCGGUUUGGCCGGCAUGGGUGUUGUCUUGGGACUCAAGCCAGACCUCGUGCCAUCUGCAGAGACUUCCGUCCCCGCUGCGAUUGUCUCGAACUUCACUGGAAAGGAAUACGGGCUCGACAUUGGAAUGACCCAGGAGAGCAUUGCAGUACAUCUGCCGUAUGCAGAGCGCUAUGCCCGUCUGGGCCAAAGCACGGGUUCCCGCUAG